AUGGGAAGAGGGAAGGUGGAGCUGAAGAGGAUCGAGAACAAGAUAAAUCGGCAAGUAACAUUUGCCAAGAGAAGGAACGGGUUGCUGAAGAAGGCGUGUGAGCUCUCCAUUCUCUGUGAUGCAGAGGUUGCUCUCAUCAUCUUCUCCAGCCGUGGCAAGCUCUAUGAGUUCUGCAGCGGCCCCAGCAUGGAGAAGACAAUUGAGAAAUAUCAAAGAUACACUUAUGCAGAACUGGAAGCUGCUCAACCUGCUCAGGAUACACAGAGCAGAUACGAAGAAUAUGAGAACCUAAAAGCGAAAGUAGAGGUCCUACAACGCACGCAGAGACGUCUUGAUGGGGAAAAUUUGGAACAUUUAGACAUAGAGGAGCUUCAGCAGCUUGAGAAUGAACUAGAUUUGUCGUUGAAGCGAGUUAGGUCAAGACAGAGCCAAAAUAUACUUGAACAGCUUUCCGAUCUUCAAAAGAAGGAAAAGCUGCUGCUGGAAGCAAACGAUGAAUUGAGAAUGAAGGUAUAUAUUUAUAUCUAUAUGGCCAGAACCUUGUACUUGAAUUUGGAAGAGAGUAAUGAAGGUCUUCAACGAGGUUCAAUAAAAGCAAAUCAGCCAAGUAUACCAAAUGGCCACCCAUCUACUGCUCAAUCAGCUCAAGGUUUCUUUGAGCGUUUACAAUGCAACAACUAA
Fragaria vesca subsp. vesca is the source of this 681-nucleotide messenger RNA. RefSeq names its product MADS-box protein CMB1-like. Lineage: Eukaryota; Viridiplantae; Streptophyta; Magnoliopsida; Rosales; Rosaceae. Gene Ontology annotation, cellular component: nucleus. Gene Ontology annotation, molecular function: protein dimerization activity; DNA-binding transcription factor activity, RNA polymerase II-specific; RNA polymerase II cis-regulatory region sequence-specific DNA binding. Bases 1 to 681 code for a protein of 226 amino acids. The transcript is spliced from 7 exons. The record is from RefSeq and is a predicted model, not a curated record. Gene Ontology annotation, biological process: positive regulation of transcription by RNA polymerase II.